AUGGAAAAGUUGCUCAGCGUGGCAAUCGGUGGCGCUGCGGGUGCAUUGGCCCGUUACGGCACCGUCGUCAUCUAUCAACGAUAUUCGCCGACAACGUUUCCGCUGGCGAUCCUCACGGUUAACGUCCUCGGUUCGCUGCUCUUCGGCUUGGUCUGGGCGUAUGCCGAAGACCGUGACUGGGUGUCUGAGAACAUGCGUCUGCUGGUGUUGACCGGGUUCUUGGGAUCGUUCACUACUUUUUCGACGUUUGCUUUUGAUGAAGCGAUGUUUUUCCGUAGUGGGAGCUGGGCGAUAUUUGUCGCGAAUUUGCUCAUCAGCAACGCGGCGGCGCUGGCGGCGGUGUUUGUGGGUUUCAGGAUUGGGAAGGUAAUCUAG
Messenger RNA from Geodia barretti, 375 nucleotides. NCBI's taxonomy places the organism in Eukaryota, Metazoa, Porifera, Demospongiae, Tetractinellida, Geodiidae. The record is from the annotation of a GenBank genome assembly.